Coffea arabica (coffee) is the source of this 3545-nucleotide messenger RNA. RefSeq lists its product as uncharacterized. Gene Ontology annotation, biological process: regulation of DNA-templated transcription. Gene Ontology annotation, molecular function: double-stranded DNA binding. The record is from RefSeq and is a predicted model, not a curated record. NCBI's taxonomy places the organism in Eukaryota, Viridiplantae, Streptophyta, Magnoliopsida, Gentianales, Rubiaceae.
AAUAAAAUAAAAAAGCCGGCCAAUUCAAUUAGCCGUUCUCUCUCUCCAGAACCAAUCCCAAAAACCCUAGCAAAGCCCAUUUCCCUCAACCCUGAAGUGAACCCUAAAUCCUGAAAAUAUGUUACUGAAUCUCAAGUUGGUGCAGUUUCUCGAGCAAAGGAAGCUACCAAUCUGAAAGGCAUUCGAGAUCCUGGUAUUUUAUUUCUCUGCCAACUCACGUUCUUUCUUUUACUUGUUUUCCUUCUGGAUUUUUGUUACCUUUGUCAAUGAAUUUAUCAGUAAAAUGACAAUUCAUUUAUGUAAAAGCUUAAUCUUUCAUUCUCUCAAAAACCCUGCACAUCUCAUCCAUAAACCCUAUGGCCAUGGGGCUUUCUCUUUAUCUGUCCUCUUCUUUUCAUCCUUCAAAGAAAAAACCUCAAGAAUUCUUAACCCAAAAAUCAUUGCCCUGCUGAGAAAACAUGAUUUUUCAUCUGAAGCUGCUACUACUGUGGCCUAUAAAUUAGCUCAGCUGAAAAUCCCACAAAAAUAUGGCUAUAUACAAAAGUGGGAUUCGGUGUUAUCAUUCUUAAAAGAUAGUGGCUUUUCAAGAGCCCACUUGGAAACACUUGUGAAAAAAGACCCUCAAGUGAUAUCUCUUAAUCUUGACAAGUCUAUCAAGCCCAAGAUCAAGAUUCUCCAGGAUUUAGGCUUUUUAACCCCUGAUAUUGCUGAUAUUAUCUCAGUGGACCCUUGGAUUUUAGGGCGUAGUGCUAAUAAUGCAAUUGCUCCUUCGGUUAUGGUUUUGAGGAAUCUUCUGGGCUCUACUUCAGAAGUUGCUAAGGUGUUAAGGAAUGCUGGUUUCGGGGUAUAUUUGAAAUGUGAUUUGGAGAAGACCAUGGUUCCAAAUAUUCAAAUUUUGGAGAGUUGCGGGAUUAGCAAACCUAGAAUUAUCAGAAAUAUAUAUAUCUUUCCUAGGUUUUUAACACAGAGGCCACAAAGAAUGAAGAAAUUUGUUGAAAAACUCGAGAAGUUGGGAUGUGAUGCGAAAUCCAAGAUGCUUCUGCAUGCCCUUCGGAGUGUGGCCUCAAUGAGUCCUCUAACCUGGAAACUUAAAUGGGAUGCUUUCCGAGAUUUGGGAUUUUCGGAAGACGAAGUUCUAUCAAUGUUCCAGCGAAGGCCACAGGCAUUUUCUGUUUCCUGCAGGAAAAUUAAGGAGACAGUUAAUUUUUUUCUUGAUUCUGGGGCGUAUAAUUUGGAAGAUAUAUUUGACCAGCCUGAAGUGCUUACUUGCAGUAUUGAAAAGAGGCUCAAGCCCCGGCUGAAUGCUUUACAGAUUUUGGAAACUAGGAAUUUACUUAAGCAAUGGCCUAGUCUGUCAACAUUAUAUAAGACUUCCAACUCUUAUUUCUUAAAGAAAUUCAUUUUCCCUUAUGUAGAUGAAGUUGAUGAGUUUAACUUGCUAUUAAAGGGUGCAUGGGCUAAGGAUAUUUCCCAGUCUGAUUAUUCUAGAUGACAAUUUGACAGAAAGACUCGAGACCAGAUCUUUGCCAUCUUUCCACCUGACCACAUUUGAAGUCUCUAAGUCAAACUGCAGCUGAUCAAAAACAGUUUGUCUAUCCAAAAGUAAAUGAUUAGUGCUUCGUGGCAUCUCUUGUAAACAUUAUAAUCUUUCAAAUCUUGUAAUCUUGUAAGGAUUGAGAUGUUUUACUGAUUUUUGCUAAAGAUAGCCUGCUGAUUAAUCACUCUGUCUGAUUAUUGUUUAGUGCUCUUAAGUUCUUUAAUUAGUUCAUGUAGGUGGGUGCAUUAUCUUCAUGUAUAUCUAUUUGAUACUUUGUAUGCAGUCUCCAAAACAUGAGAAAGAUAAAACUGUGUUCCUUUUAUUGUUGUCUUUCAAGUUCAGUGAGUAAUAUCAUAGACUUGGAUGUUAUAACGUUAAGAUGAGUGCUAGGAUGUACCCUUGCAAGAAACAACCCUGCAGAUGCUUCCAAUCAUGCACUUUUGGCAAGAUAAAAGAGGUGCUCUCUCGUAGCAUCCUCAUAUAAAUUCCGCUCAGCAACGGAUGACACUUUUUGCCAUCAAUGACUUUUGAGGGGACAAUAAAUUGGAAUGAUAUCAAUACAGAUGUAACUGGACUGGAGGUUCAUCAGAAACUGUGCAGGCAAGGGAUUCUUUUCUUUUUUUAGCAGAAUUGUGAUAUUGCGAAGUAAUGGCUCUUUGUUUAACUGCAGGAGAAUUUUUAGUCGCCAUUGACAUUGAGAAGUUCUUCUUAACUAGUCACAAAGUUUAGAAUCUGGUUAUCCUCCGGUAUCAGUACAUGUGAACAUUCGAAUCUUUGAGAUUUUCAUGCAGAAACAAGGAUUUUGUACUCAUCAAGAAGUGCAUUUUAUUAAACUUCUGCCCCUUUGGAACUGUAAUCUACCAGAUCCCCUACAUUCAGCAACAUUGAUUUAGAAGAAACAUAGCAUCUACUUACAACUACUUGAUGUCUUCUUGAUUUCUGAGCACUAUAAAGCGUCCUUGUUUUUCUCGUUGAGAUCUAUUUCCUUAAAUUGCAACUCUUUGUGCUCAAGGCUUUCCUUAAACUUGCCAUGGUUUAUGCUAGGUUUUCUGAGAAAUUGAGAUAUUUGGAAAUGGGACUCGUGUGACGCUAUACUGAAGCGCAGAAGUUCAAGUACUUGGUUGUGAUUCCAUUGUCUUGCAUUUGAUCUCUCCAGAGGAGAUCGUCACUGCAUGAGUUCAGGUGCCACUGAAGAAAUAGCAAUAUAAGAGUGAAAGAAGGCUCCUAUUUCUUGUCAGUAUAACAAUCCUCUGUGUUUUCAAUAGCGAAUUUAACCAGACACAGGUAGGGAAGGAUAGCUGCUCAUACAGAUACCUGCAUUUACUUUGAUUUACCUUGUAUAGAAAUUCGAAAACCCAAGAAGGACAAAGAUCUGCAGCACCGGUAGAGCAUAUGGAAGAGAUUGUGAAGACGUAAAAGCAACUGCUGGCAAAGAGUCAGGAAAGCAUCCUACAUUGCUUCCUUGAGUAUUACAGUAAGGCAUGACACGACUCCAUUACAUCAGAAAAACCAAAGUUUGCAAAGAAUGUGGAGCAUACCAUAAGAAUGACCAUGUCUGCCCAAGAACGAGCCCGAAGGCUUAUCUAAUCACACUACUAUAACCCUUGUUUCAAAAGGCGGCCGUCCAGUUAAUAUAUAGUCUUUGAGACUUCCCAGUGGAUGGAAGCACCUUGGCUUGCUGCUAUGCAGCUGUGGGGAGAACCGGAGAAACAAAAUGUUAAAUAGGCUUUAUGUGCAAUGAUCUGUAUUUAUUGACACAUGGUUAUGGUCGAUUCGUACUUUAAGCUUUAAUGGUACUCGAGUUUCGAGGAUAGAUUAGUUUCCAUUGCAUGUAGUAUUAGAUAGUAGAUUGUUUUAGAAAAGAUUGCCAAUUGAGACUACAUGUUCAAUUUUGUCCGAUCAGAUUUUUCUGAGUCAUGUCUGGUAGGCAUGAUUGAUUGUUAUUCUCGUACAGUGGAACGUAAUCAUUGGUAAUGAUGUACUGCUAUCAUGGUUUUCUUGUGUUUUA